GACGCCUCGCCCGCCCUCCUCGCCGCUCUUUCUUCCUCCCCGGCGCCGCGCGCGGCGGCCGGUUGGCUGUUGCUGUGGCGACAGGGGAAGGAGGGGGCGGGGCCGGCGCCCCACCUCGGCCGCGCCGCAGCCCGUGAGCGCGGCCCCGCCGCCGGCAGCGCCGCCCAGGAGCCGCCGCGGCCGGGAGCAUCCGCCGGGCGGGCGAGCGGGGCGGGGGCGGGCGGCGGCCCAUGGCGGGCGGGUGAGGAGGGGCCGUCGGCAGGUGCAGGUCGGGCGGGCGGGCGGUCCGCGCCGGCGGGAGGAUGCGUGAGUACAAGGUGGUGGUGCUGGGCUCGGGCGGGGUGGGGAAGUCGGCGCUCACGGUGCAGUUCGUGACCGGCACCUUCAUCGAGAAGUACGACCCCACCAUCGAGGACUUCUACCGCAAGGAGAUCGAGGUGGACGCGUCGCCCUCCGUGCUGGAGAUCCUCGACACGGCGGGCACCGAGCAGUUCGCCUCCAUGCGGGACCUCUACAUCAAGAACGGGCAGGGCUUCAUCCUCGUCUACAGCCUCGUCAACCAGCAGAGCUUCCAGGACAUCCGACCCAUGCGCGACCAGAUCAUCCGCGUCAAGAGGUAUGAGAAGGUGCCAGUAAUUCUGGUUGGUAAUAAAGUGGACCUGGAAAGUGAGAGAGAAGUAUCAUCGAAUGAAGGCAGAGCCUUAGCUGAAGAAUGGGGCUGCCCUUUUAUGGAGACCUCUGCUAAGAGUAAAACAAUGGUGGAUGAGCUCUUUGCGGAAAUUGUUAGACAGAUGAACUAUGCAGCACAGCCAGACAAAGAUGAUCCAUGCUGUUCUGCAUGUAAUAUACAAUAGCAUUAAAAAUUACCUAACCUGGACCUAAUUUGCAGAAAUUUUGUAAGGUGGUAAAACUGUCUACUUCACUUCCUGGUUUGUGGGUCACUUGAAAUACAUCUGUAGUGAAGUAGCAACAUUAACUCAGAGCUGAGCAUUGAAAGUCAAUCACUGACUCUGAAUAUAAUUGGGUUAAAUGACCACAUCUCACCCAUUUUUCCCCUUGAGCACCUGCAAUUUUAUGGCACAGCCAGCUGAUCUACAGGGUCGUUCCAGUUGAGCUUACUUGCGCUGUCAUGCUAGACAGUGCUGACAGCAACUAUUUCAUGAGAAGUUAGAAAACUUUUGGGAAUGGGAAACAAAAGCAGUAGAGAGAAUAUCUGUGAAGACCAUUCACAAAUAGCAUAAGCGCAAGAGGAGAGCCAAGUCUUUCAGUGUCUAAUUACCAUGCUUCAGGAUGUGCGUGAUCACUUGUGGCCAAGUUUACUCAAAUAUGUUGAUUUUGCCUGAACUUGUGACAGUGUUAGAGGAAGAGGCUACCAGAGACCUGUCUAGUUUGGAUUUUUUUCAAAAUUGAUGCUAUUAUUUCUACACUUUAUCCCACAUCUUGAAAUAGAAAACAUUGCAUCAGUGUGUGAAAUGAGAGGCAAGAUCUGAAAAUAAAUGACGGGUGAAGAAACAAAGUAUGGCAUUGGAAUGUUUUAAAUCUUUUCUUUUGCUGCUCAAAAAUGGAGGAUUGCUUCAGGUUUUGGUCAGAAAAAAAGCCAAACAAACCCUCUGUUUACAAAGCGGGAAGCAUCUUUAUCACUUUACUGAACCAGGAGGAAGCAACUGUGAUGAAAAAAAAAAAUGCUGAGCCUUACUAACAAGGAACACUUUAAUAGAUUAACUAGUACCAUCUUGUAAGGAAAAUUAAGCCAUGUUGCAUCCAUAUGUUCCCUUCUGCAGAAACCUCGUGGGACAGUAUGAACAUCCUGCAUUUUUAAGUUUGUUAAAGACAACAGCUUUUCUUGCCUUUAAGGGCUACGUUCUCUGGUGUGAUCCCUAACUAACCUUUGAAAAUCAAGUUUGCUAUUUCAUAGCUUUAAUGUUGAAAACUUUGUUAAUUGAAUAACCAUGUGAAAUCAUUUGGUUCAGAGGUGAAAUAGUUAUAAUUCCUUAGGUGAGCGUGGAAAUGGCUCUUUAAUUGCCUGACACACUAUUCAGAGGUUGCCCCAAUUAUUGGAGUGUUAAAUGGUGGGAGCAAAUAUUUUAUUUUGAGAGGAUGCUCGAGCUCUGACUUGCUAGUUUCAUAGCAGUGAAAUAUUUAUCAUUUGCAUGACUAAUGGCACAGAAAUACCUAUUCCGAAGUCUUACAAUCAAAGUAUAGAAAAGAUUUCAAUCAAAAUGUUUAGAUUUUAAAUGCUGGAGAGAUUGUCUUGAGCUGGAUCUUUUAUAGGUAAAAUUGGCCGUACAGAUAUAAAUCACUGAGCCUGUGGUCUAAAUAACAUCAUGCAUUUUUAUUACUUUUCAAUCUUGUGCAGUAACAGUGUAGUUCCUUGUGUUUAAAUGAGUGAAAACAGGGGUGCUGGGUUGUGCGUGUGUGUUGAGGGUGUAUGUGUGUGUAUUUGGCCCUUAGAAAUGCUGUAAUUGGAGUUAGGUUCGCAAAUUUUGCCUCCAUCUGCAGAACUUGCUAAAAAUGCUCUCAUCUUCUACAAAGGAAACCUGAGUACAAAACGCCUUUGCAGAUUUUCAUACAUAAAUAUUUUUAACAUUUUAAACUAUAGCUAAGUGGAUAACAACUAAAGAAAAUCGUAUUAAUGGAAGAGAACUGGCCAUCUCUGCCCUUAAUCUUCAAAACCUUUCCAUAACCAAUGUAUCGAAGGGCAUUAGAUGUCACAAACAUGAAGCCUUACUAGAACAUUAAUGUAGUCCUUUUUCCCAUCCACCUUACAGAGUUUUUGUUACUGUUCUUUGUUCUCUUUGGGAGAUAUUCACACCAUUUAUUUCUGGCAUCUGAAUGCCCAUUUUGGGUGCUCUGACUUGCCCUCCUAGAGGCACCUACCUCUUUCCAUUGACUAGAUAGGAAACUUAGGCUUUUAACUUCGGUCCUCUGAGUCACACAACUUAUAUGCCUAAACUAGAUGGUAUGAAUGUUCUCUUCCCCCCCGGCCGCCUGCCCAUUGUGUCAGCCUCUGUGUUAAAGCAAAAUUUGAGAUGUUGAAUUAAUUGUAUCUUAAUUUUUAAAAUAUCUAGGUUGGGAAAUGGUCUAUUGAGCAGUAAAACCUAUCUGUGAAGUAGCUCAUCAGUGUGAGAUCCACUGCAUAAGCGCUCAAAUACCAAAUUUAAAACUUAGUUUAGAGUACAUGUUAUGCACUGUUACUUACAGAGAUGUUAAAAUCUUACCUCACGGAUUGUUCAACAACCAACAAAAUGGCAUGAAAUACAAUAUGAAGGGCCUAACAAGAACUUAAUAAUAUAAAACAGAUGGGCUUUAAUAUAGGAAAAAUUGCAUGGUAAAAUUCCAAACAGCACACAUUAAUGAAAAGAUCUUAGUCUUGUUUUUUUCAUUACGUUUUUACAUUUUUAAAAGCCUAGGCCGUACAUGCUACCACACAAUAUUGCAGGGGGGGAAAUUGUAGAUGUUGUUUUUUCCUUGUAUAAUUCUGAGGAAGUAGUUAUGCACUAUUUGUAUUUCCACUAAUGUGAAUAUAGUGGAGCUUGAAUCAAUGACAGUUGCACUUGACAGAGAUUUUUCAAAAUAUGAGGUUAGCAGAAAGGUAGUUAAGUGAGCCACAUCAAAGUUUAGUGGCUGCCCUGUAGGAGUCAUUGGUCUUGGGUCAUUGUUUAAUUUGUACCCUGAUAGGACUACCAAUUAUAGUAUUUGAAAGUUUUUUAUAAUAUGCCUUAAAAUAUUAUGAUUUAUUCCAAAGACCCACUUUUCCUUUGGCUGUUCUUGUAGAGCUUUGUACUUUUCUACAAAAACAGCAUUUCUCCAGUUUUACUGUUUUUUUUUUUAAAGUGUUGCAACUUUUAUUCUUUUAAGCUAUGAUAGUGAUAGCAACUGUUUCCUCCUUCCCUUAAAAAGACACACAGAACUAGACAAAACAAACAAACCAGAAUCAGAUAAAGAGUAUUAAGCAUAAUUGCUUUUUUCUUUGUUUUUUUCCUUUCCUCCUUUCUCUCUCUCUCUCCCUCUCUCCUUAAGAGCAUCAAAAAGGUUUUGGUGACUUUUUCUGUUCUGGUUCUAGCCUCUCUCUAACCCCAGUGCUACAGUUGCCAUUACUUUUCUGUGGGAAAACUACUGGUAUUUGCUUUCCUGUAUAGAAUGUUGCCUAAAGAUGUCAGCCAUUUGGUUGGGGGGUUUUGUGCAUGUUUGUUUUUUAUUUUUUUAUUUUUUUUACCAGUGUACAGUCAAAGCACUGGGUUAGGCUUUAAUUGUGAAACUCCGCAACAAAAGCAAAUGUUUGACAACUGCAGGGGGCUUUUAUCUGCAUUGUUGUGCAUCUGUUAAUUCUUGAUCAGGGUUUGAAGAAUGACUGAAAUGGGUUUUGGAACCAGGCUUAACGCUGUUGAUUUGGAGUUUCCCAGAGGUGAAUUAAUGUAUUUCACAGUUACUUGUUGAGCUUUAGUACAACUGGCAACUUAAAUGGGGCAACAGUUUGUUUUGUAACAAUGUCAGUUGUUUAAACCUUGAUGUUUCAAAUAAAACAAGAAUUGUACAUAGAACUCAAUGCAAACUCAGCAGUUGUAUUUGGAGUUAAAUUAUUUUAACAAAUAAAUUUAUUUAAUGAAACCUC
Dromaius novaehollandiae (emu) is the source of this 4612-nucleotide messenger RNA. RefSeq names its product RAP2A, member of RAS oncogene family (gene RAP2A). Gene Ontology annotation, cellular component: plasma membrane. Gene Ontology annotation, molecular function: GTP binding; GDP binding; GTPase activity. The coding region runs from base 303 to 854 and encodes 183 amino acids. The transcript has 2 exons. Gene Ontology annotation, biological process: Rap protein signal transduction; negative regulation of cell migration. Lineage: Eukaryota; Metazoa; Chordata; Aves; Casuariiformes; Dromaiidae. The record is from RefSeq and is a predicted model, not a curated record.